AUGAGUGGUCGAGGGAAGACCGGUGGUAAGACUAGAGCUAAGACCAAGACUCGUUCAUCCCGUGCCGGUCUUCAGUUCCCCGUGGGCCGUGUUCACAGACUGCUACGUAAGGGCAAUUAUGCCCACCGUGUGGGAGCUGGUGCUCCUGUCUACUUGGCUGCCGUGCUGGAGUAUCUGACCGCUGAGAUCCUCGAGUUGGCUGGUAACGCCGCCAGAGAUAACAAGAAGUCUCGUAUCAUCCCUCGUCAUCUGCAGUUGGCCGUGCGUAACGACGAGGAGUUGAACAGACUGCUUGGAGGUGUAACCAUCGCUCAGGGCGGUGUGCUGCCUAACAUCCAGGCUGUUCUGUUACCCAAGAAGACCGAGAAAGCAGCCAAGGCCAAUUUUGUUCGACGAACACAUCUGAUCAUCAAAAUGAGUGGCCGAGGGAAGACCACCGGUAAGACUAGGGCUAAGGCCAAGACUCGUUCAUCCCGUGCCGGCCUUCAGUUCCCCGUGGGCCGUGUUCACAGACUGCUACGUAAGGGAAAUUACGCCGAGCGUGUGGGAGCUGGUGCUCCUGUCUACUUGGCUGCCGUGCUGGAGUAUCUGACCGCUGAGAUCCUCGAGUUGGCUGGUAACGCCGCCAGAGAUAACAAGAAGUCUCGUAUCAUCCCUCGUCAUCUGCAGUUGGCCGUGCGUAACGACGAGGAGUUGAACAGACUGCUUGGAGGUGUAACCAUCGCUCAGGGCGGUGUGCUGCCUAACAUCCAGGCUGUUCUGUUACCCAAGAAGACCGAGAAAGGAGCCAAGUCCAAGUAAAGUCGCU
This is a messenger RNA of Trichomycterus rosablanca, 808 nucleotides long. RefSeq lists its product as uncharacterized. Bases 1 to 801 code for a protein of 266 amino acids. Lineage: Eukaryota; Metazoa; Chordata; Actinopteri; Siluriformes; Trichomycteridae. The transcript has 2 exons. Gene Ontology annotation, biological process: heterochromatin formation. Gene Ontology annotation, cellular component: nucleosome; chromatin. Gene Ontology annotation, molecular function: structural constituent of chromatin; protein heterodimerization activity; DNA binding. The record is from RefSeq and is a predicted model, not a curated record.